CAAAUAUCCUCUUCUUUGGGAAAACAACGAUCUUCCGACUCUUCCAACGCUAAGUCAAAAUGAAGUUCGCUCUCAUCAGCACAGUGAUCUAUACCGCCACUGUUCUUGCCGCUCCUGGAGCCAUUUCGCUCAGCCGUUCCUUCAAGACCAUUUCGGUGCGCGAUGACAACAAUGUCGAGGGUACUAGUCAUAUUGCCUGUGUCGAGUGUCCAUGCGAAGGCUUCUCUGGCGACUGUAAAUGCGUCAACAAUGGUUGCUGCUGUGAUAUGACAAACCCCGGACAACCGCCUGCAGGUGGCUGGUAGAGGUCUUAUUUUCUAGUGGGAAUCUUCGAGAUACG
This is a messenger RNA of Alternaria alternata, 340 nucleotides long. RefSeq lists its product as hypothetical. NCBI's taxonomy places the organism in Eukaryota, Fungi, Ascomycota, Dothideomycetes, Pleosporales, Pleosporaceae. The transcript is spliced from 3 exons. Bases 60 to 305 code for a protein of 81 amino acids. The record is from RefSeq and is a predicted model, not a curated record.